AUGGCAGCCUUACAGGUUCCAGGAUUAUCUGAAAAUGUUCAUCUGCACCUGGUAAUAGCAGGGUUGCAUGGCUCCUCUAGGUUGGCCAAAUCAAUAUACAAAGACCCGGUUCGAACGUUGGUAGAGUUCAUGGCUCGAUCAAAGAAGUACCUGGAGUUGAAACAGAUGGAGAUUGAGAACAUGGAUCAGAAACACCAUCCUAAGCCGAUGGAUAAGUUCGAAAAUCGGAGGCAAAAUGAGUUCCGGGGUAAAAGGCAAGACGAAAGAACUCCAGUAAGGGGGAGAUUCGAGAAGUAUGCGCCUUUAAAUUCACCCAGAUCACAAAUCUGGAGAGAGGUGGCCUCCAGCGAUAUGAAGAAGGUUGACAGACCUCGGCCUUUGUUGAACCAAGCCGAGUUAGAUCAGUCUCGGUAUUGUGCCUUUCAUGAUGGGCCCGGGAAUACUACAGAUGAAUGCUGGGACCUAAGAGAUGCAAUUGAGAAAUAUAUCAGGGAUGGUAAGUUGCGUCAGUACCUGAUAAGGACCCAAGGAUGGAGGAACAACAGAAAAAGGAGAGGCCAGCCUAUGAGUCCGACAAAGGAAAAGAGACUUAAGGAAGAUAGCCGGGAUAAGAAGCUGGCUAAUGAGGACAAUGAGUUCGUGGAACCAGAGUUUGAAUGCAAUGUUAUUAGUGGGGCUUUUGACGGAGGAGAUGAUACCAUGAAUGCCAGAAGGAAAUACUUAAGAGAAGUGCUUUCGAUCCGAGAGCAACCUAAGUUCAAAGAAGAAGCCAAGCCGGAGCAGCCGUUGCUAUACUUCACCAGGAAAGAGUUGGAAGAUGUGAUGCCGGGACAUGUACACGGGCUGGUCAUUACAGGAACACUAGUCAAUUGUAGAGUCAAGAAAAUCUUUAUGGACAAUGGCAGUUGUGCCGACAUAAUUUUAUGGCAGGCAUUUAAAAAGAUGAAUUUAGAUGAGGAGUACCUAAAGCCGUGCAACACGGCCCUGAUUGCGUUCAACGGCCGUAAUAACCUCCCUAAAGGGUAUAUUGAUCUUAGGCUUAUCCUAGGAUCGAAAGAGGCAUACAAAUCUGAAAGGGUACGGUUCAUUGUAGCCGACUUCCCUUCUGAGUAUAAUGUGAUAUUGGGAAGGCCAACUAUUCAUGAAUGGGACAUGUUGGUUUCCACCAAGCAUCAAAAAAUUGAGAUGAUUGGUAAGCAAAACACGAUGAUCACCAUUGCGGGGGACCAGAAGGAGUCUCGAGAUUGUUAUUUCAAGUCAGUUAGAGCGGUGGAAAAUGGACCUAAACCUUCGACUGAGAUCAAAGAAAGCAACGACAGUCAGAUCGGUCUAAACCAGAAGGGGAAGACAUCGGUUAACAUGGUGUAA
Molecule: messenger RNA, 1368 nt
Organism: Gastrolobium bilobum
Lineage: Eukaryota; Viridiplantae; Streptophyta; Magnoliopsida; Fabales; Fabaceae
Exons: 1
Coding region: 1-1368 (455 amino acids)
Source: RefSeq, a predicted model, not a curated record